AUGGCUGCACUUCCCAAGAGAAUCCUCAAAGAAACUGAGAGGUUAGUUAGUGAUCCAGUACCAGGAAUUACAGCAGUACCAUCACAAGACAAUCUUCGACACUUUAACGUCACCAUAGAUGGCCCAAGUCAAUCGCCAUAUGCUAAUGGAAUUUUUCAAUUAGAAUUAUAUUUACCUGACGAUUAUCCCAUGUGUGCACCAAAAGUUCGUUUUUUAACCAAGAUUUAUCAUCCAAAUAUUGAUAAAUUGGGUCGUAUCUGUCUUGAUGUUUUGAAAGAUAAUUGGUCUCCUGCUUUGCAAAUUAGAACUAUAUUGUUGAGUAUACAAGCGUUAUUGGGUGCUCCUAAUCCUGAUGACCCUUUGGCUAAUGAUGUUGCUGAGGAUUGGAAGAAAGAUGAGAAACAAGCUAUCAAGGUGGCACAGGAAUGGACAGAGAAGUAUGCUUUGAAGAAGGAGUAG
Molecule: messenger RNA, 459 nt
Organism: Lodderomyces orthopsilosis Co 90-125
Lineage: Eukaryota; Fungi; Ascomycota; Pichiomycetes; Serinales; Debaryomycetaceae
Product: E2 ubiquitin-conjugating protein
Exons: 1
Coding region: 1-459 (152 amino acids)
Biological process (GO): DNA damage tolerance; protein K63-linked ubiquitination
Cellular component (GO): nucleus
Molecular function (GO): ubiquitin conjugating enzyme activity
Source: RefSeq, a predicted model, not a curated record